AUGGAUCAUGUCAAUCACACCUGGACCCAGAUGUUCAUUCUUGCUGGUUUCAAUAUCUCUGGGAACAUAAGAUCUCUUGCCUUCUUGGGGACCCUGUGCAUCUAUCUUCUUAUCCUUGGAGGGAACUUAUUCAUCAUUGUCCUGGUUAAGGCAGAUUCUGGGCUCUCCACACCCAUGUACUUCUUUAUCAGUGUGCUGUCCUUCCUAGAGUUGUGGUAUGUCAGCACCACGGUGCUCACCCUGCUGCACACCUUGCUCCAUGGAAGUUUACCCAUUUCAUCAACCUUGUGCUUCACACAGCUGUACAUCUUCCAUUCCUUGGGAGUAACUGAGUAUUACCUGUUCUGUAUCAUGGCACUGGACCGCUACCUUGCCAUCUGCCAUCCACUCCACUACCAUGCUCUCAUGAGCAGACAGGUACAGAAAUGCUUAGCAGGGGCCACCUGGAUGGCUGGAUCCUCAGCUGCGCUUGUUCCAGUCAGCCUCACUGCCACUCUGCCCUACUGCUUGAGAGAGGUAGACCACUACACCUGUGACCUGGCUCCCCUGAUGCAGUUGGCCUGUGUGGACACAGGCUGGCAUGCUGAGGUCUAUACUGUGGUGAAUGGCUUGAUCAACCUCAGCACUCUUGUAAUCAUUUUAGGCUUCUAUGGAGGCAUCUUGAAAGCUGUACUGAAGCUACCCUCAGCUGGCAGUCGUGCCAAGGCCUUCUCUACCUGUUCCUCCCAUAUAACUGUGGUAACACUGUUCUAUGGCUCUGCCGGGAUUGUGUAUGUGGGGCCAACUGCUGUGCAUUCUGAGGGCAGAGACAAAUUUAUUGCUCUUGUUUAUGGUUUUCUUACCCCCUUUCUCAAUCCUAUUAUUUAUACCCUUCGUAACAAGGAGGUGAGGGAGGCUGUUAGAAGGGUCACCCGAAGAAUUAAGGGUCAAUUGAAGUAA
Messenger RNA from Heterocephalus glaber (naked mole-rat), 939 nucleotides. RefSeq names its product olfactory receptor 6N1. Gene Ontology annotation, biological process: G protein-coupled receptor signaling pathway. Gene Ontology annotation, cellular component: membrane. Lineage: Eukaryota; Metazoa; Chordata; Mammalia; Rodentia; Bathyergidae. The record is from RefSeq and is a predicted model, not a curated record. Gene Ontology annotation, molecular function: G protein-coupled receptor activity; olfactory receptor activity.